AUGUCCAACCCCAAGGUUUUCUUUGAUAUGUCCAUCGGUGGAAAGGCCGCUGGUCGCGUCACCAUGGAGCUUCGUGCCGAUGUUGUCCCCAAGACUGCCGAGAACUUCCGUGCUCUCUGUACUGGAGAGAAGGGAUUCGGAUUCGCUGGAUCUUCCUUCCACCGUGUCAUUCCUGGAUUCAUGUGCCAAGGAGGAGACUUCACCAACCACAAUGGUACCGGUGGAAAGUCCAUCUACGGACACAAGUUUGCUGAUGAGAACUUCCAGCUGACCCACACUGGUCCUGGAAUUCUCUCCAUGGCCAACGCCGGUCCCAACACAAACGGAUCCCAAUUCUUCAUCUGUACCGAGGUCACCUCCUGGUUGGAUGGCAAGCACGUUGUCUUUGGAUCCAUCGUUGAGGGUAUGGAUGUUAUUCGUGCCAUUGAGAAGGUUGGAUCCUCCAGUGGAAAGACUCGCUCAGCUGUCAAGGUUGAGGCUUCCGGACAACUCUAA
Molecule: messenger RNA, 495 nt
Organism: Cylindrotheca closterium
Lineage: Eukaryota; Bacillariophyta; Bacillariophyceae; Bacillariales; Bacillariaceae
Source: the annotation of a GenBank genome assembly